Diorhabda sublineata is the source of this 3460-nucleotide messenger RNA. It is a transcript of the gene conv, whose product is annotated as chaoptin. Gene Ontology annotation, cellular component: plasma membrane. Lineage: Eukaryota; Metazoa; Arthropoda; Insecta; Coleoptera; Chrysomelidae. Bases 191 to 3439 code for a protein of 1082 amino acids. The transcript is spliced from 14 exons. The record is from RefSeq and is a predicted model, not a curated record. Gene Ontology annotation, molecular function: protein binding.
AGUGUCUUAAAAUGCGUGACACAUUACUUACUGUUAAUAUUCCAGCGUUGAAGGUGGUGUGGAAUUUUGUUGAAUUUUUUGAAAAUGUGAAUCCGAAUUAUUGGUUUUCAAAUCAAAAUAGUGUUCAAGUGUAACAUCUAAUUUUUCUAUUGGAAUAUAAAUUAAUUUACGAAGAAUAUAACAAGUCAAAAUGAUGAUGCAAAUUAUCCCUGUAUUUUUACUCAUCAAUUUUAGUCUUUCUGAAUAUAUUGCUCCUGGUCCUCAAUAUAGAUGUCCCAAGGAUAAAUUACUAUUGCAUCCUUGUACCUGUGAUAUCGAAUCUGAUACUGGACUUUUCGUUAGUUGUAACAAUACUAAUUUAGCGAGUAUGAGUAUUGGACUCAAUAAUUUGGCUACUUUUCAACUUCCUAUAGAAAGAUUGACCAUAUAUAAAUGUAAUAUUGCUAGAUUAUUUGGUAGUCUUUUAUACAAAUUGAAUUUGAGAACAUUAAUAAUAGAAGACACACCAAUAGAAAAAAUUGAAGAACAUACUUUUCUGGGAGUAAAUGAAACUUUGAACGAAUUUUAUUUGAAAAAUUCUAGUUUGAAAGAGUUUCCCACAAAAGCUUUUAAGAUCUUAGGUAAUCUAACUUUAUUGAAUAUUACUGGUCACCAAAUGAAUGAAAUUCCCAAGGAUGCAUUUUUGUCUAGUGAAAUAGCAGGAACUUUGGUGAAAUUGCAUAUAGCAAAUGGUAAUUUAUCAACACCGCCACCAGAAAGUCUGCAACCAUUAAGAAAAUUGAGAACUCUGGAUUUACAUGGUAAUAAAAUUGGUGCACUGAAGAAGAAUCAAUUUAAGGGUUUGAGGGAUGUUGAAGUUCUGGAUUUAAGUUUUAACGACAUACCUAAAAUCGACGCUUCUCAUUUGGCAGAUUUAACAAAAAUGUCUUGGUUAAAUGUAUCAAACAAUAGGUUAACAGAAAUUACGAGAGGUGCUUUUGCACGCAAUACGGUUUUGAAAGUACUCAACAUGAACUCAAAUAAAAUUAAGAAGCUGGAUCAGAAUUCUUUUCGAGGUAUGCGAUUUUUAAGAAGAUUAUACCUGGCCGAUAAUGAAAUAGUUGAUGUGGGAAGAGGAACGUUUGGAGGUUUGAAAAGAAUAGGUACCAUUGAUCUUGCUAGAAAUAAAAUUAAGAAAAUCGAUUAUCAGAUGUUCUUUGAACUAAAUUUCAUUGAGAUACUAGAUGUUUCCAAUAACCAAUUAAAGGAAAUUCAAAAACUAGCAUUUAAGGAUUUAUUCUUAAGUCACAUAAAUCUAUCCAACAACCAGAUUACUAGCAUUGAGAAUGGAGCAUUCCAGAAUUGUGCUAAUAUGACAGUAUUGGAUUUAUCUUUUAAUCAAAUAUCUGAACUUCCAAAACAAGCUUUCGAUGAAACAACAUACGCUACAGAGCUUCAAUUAUCAUAUAACCUUCUCAGUAAUUUUUCACAGAUUCCAUUACAUAAUAUGACAGGUAUAAAAGUUCUAAAUGUGUCACAUAAUAUGAUUUCUGUGAUCCCCAAGAAGACUUUUCCGAAACUAUAUGAGCUACAUACAAUAGAUAUUUCGCAUAACAAUCUGACGGAUGUAUUUAACUCUGUUUUUCAAACGCUUUUUUCCUUGAGAAACUUGAAUAUGAGUUAUAAUAACUUAUCAGCGAUCAAACCUAGUAUGUUUGGUUCAUUGCCAACAUUGUUAGAUUUGGAUCUAAGUUAUAAUAAUUUAAAUACCGUAACCAAGGGAUCACUAACAAGAUUAUCUAGUACGAGAACUUUGAAUCUUAGAGGUAAUAAUUUGAGAAAUUUAUUCCAAUUGCCAAUAUCUGUUUCUUAUUUGGACUUGUCAUACAACCAAAUUGAAAAAUGGCCUACCGAAACUUGGCCUAGCAUGAAUUCUCUACUGAGUCUGGAUCUAAGUUACAACAUGAUUGGUGAUAAUUUAAGUGAAGGUAGUUUCACCAAUUUACUUACAUUACAGCGAUUAAAUUUGAACUAUAAUGGUAUUCAAAAUCCUCCACGGAAUGCAUUAAGUGAACUGACGUCUUUACAAUACGUUUAUUUAGAGGGUAAUAACAUAACAAAACUUACAAGAAAUGCUUUUGGCAAACUUCCUGUUGUUUUCGAAUUGGAUCUUUCAAAUAAUUAUAUUUAUAAUAUAAGUUCACGGGCGUUUGAAGGCUUGUUACAAUUAUUGGUUCUGAAUUUAAACAACAAUAAUAUAACACACAUACCAAACGGCGCAUUUCAAGGUUUGGUGGCACUGCAGAAGCUGGAUUUAUCUCAUAAUCGAAUAUCUAAAAUGGAUAAUAAAACUCACGGAGUUCUCGAUGAUUGCCUGUCAUUAGAAAAGGUUGACUUAUCUUACAAUAAAGUUAGUUUCCUAUCAAAGAAAUUUUUUCCUAGCAAUCCUUAUAUUCCAUACAAGCUUCGAGAAAUUGAUCUAUCUCACAAUUUGAUGCCUGUUUUAACAGUCGACAUUACAAUUGGAACGGCUAAAUUGGAGAAACUUAAUUUAUCAAACAAUGCUAUUGCCGACAUACGAGCAGGUAUUAUUGGUAAUCUGACACGUUUGACAAUAUUGGAUUUAUCUAAUAAUAAACUUCACGAUUUAGUAAGCGAUGAAGAAUUUUUGAGACUUCCAUCAAAUAUAACACAUCUUUAUCUAGCUAAUAAUAUGUUAACUGACUUUCCAUGGAAAUACCUGAAACACGCUGAUCAGUUAUCGCUAAUAGAUCUAAGAAAAAAUAAAUUUGUUAGAUUUGUGCCUGAUUUAGUGAAAUUGAUAGAAAACAACGUUGAUGUGUAUUUUGAAGGUAACAAAUUACACUGCGAUUGCUUCUUACGACCUCUAUCUAGAUAUUUUUCAAACAAAAUAAACAUAAGAGAUAUUUAUAAAACAGUGUUAUGCGAAACUCCAGGAUUUUUGAAAAAUCAUACGUUAUAUAAUCUUCCCGAAGAGAGAUUGAAUUGUCCAAUAAAUGUAAAUACAACAGAGCUAAUGAAAAGGUAUCCAGGGGAAUAUGACGUUUUACCGGACUUAAGAUUUAGAGAAUUAUCUCACAAAAAGGGAAUUUUCAAAUUAAAAUGGCGGGUAAUGAAGCAGUCGGAUAUAGCUGACACCGAAAUAUUCGUGAGGGAUAUUACAAACACACAGAGUAUAAUUUUUAAAACCACUGUACCCUAUUUUAAAAGGUUAUUUGAAUUGGAUGCAAAUACAAAGUUCGCUAGAAGAGUGAAAGAUGGGAAAGGAUAUCAAAUAUGUUUGUUGGCCAAAGAUAGUAAAAAUAUUGUGAAGAGCUUUUAUGAACAACAAUGCAAGGAUUUGUCAAUGACGUUUUCAGGAGCAGUACCUAUGUACAAAGUCUCGUUCCUAUCGAUUUAUUUAAUAUUCGCUUAUCAUAUUGUUAUGUUUAUUAUAUAACUUAUUAAAAUCGUAUUGUGA